Xiphophorus maculatus (southern platyfish) is the source of this 1205-nucleotide messenger RNA. It is a transcript of the gene oaz1a, whose product is annotated as ornithine decarboxylase antizyme 1. Gene Ontology annotation, biological process: positive regulation of protein catabolic process. Gene Ontology annotation, molecular function: ornithine decarboxylase inhibitor activity. NCBI's taxonomy places the organism in Eukaryota, Metazoa, Chordata, Actinopteri, Cyprinodontiformes, Poeciliidae. The record is from RefSeq and is a predicted model, not a curated record. Gene Ontology annotation, cellular component: cytoplasm; nucleus.
CGCAGCUCGCAGCCCCGACUCUGGCAUCAGCCGACGAGGAGAGGAGACGGAGCGAGCAGCCUGUGGCGGACGCUGGCCGGAUGGUUAAAUCCAACCUACAGACGAUUUUGAAUAGUCAUUGUUUUGUAAGAGAAAAAGAAAGACCCGAGAUGCCUGUUAUUGAGCAGUCCAGUAAUAAACCUGAAAGUAUCUCCAGUCCUAGGAGGUGCUCCCACUGUUGCAGUAACCCCUGUCCGGGGCCUCUGUGGUGCUCCGAUGCCCCUCUCCCACCCCUGAAGAUCCCAGGUGGGCGAGGGAAUGACCAGCGGGAUCGCAAUCUUUCAGCUACGCUAUUCUACUCUGAUGCUCAUUUGUUGGUUCUUGAAGAGUCUCACCCUGCAAACAGCAGAGUGCGUUUCUUGCUCUUUGAGCCCCGCCGCACCGAAGGCAAACAUUGUGUCUGGAGGGCUGCGCUAAAGGGGGGAAACCUUUAUGUUGAAAUCCCUUCUGGAGCUUUGCCUGAAGGCAGCAAAGACAGUUUUGCACUUUUGCUGGAAUUUGCAGAAGAACAGCUACAGGCUGAUCAUGUUUUCAUCUGCUUUCACAAGAACCGUGACGACAGAGCAUCCUUGCUGCGUACGUUCAGUUUCCUGGGCUUUGAGAUUGUUAGACCGGGUCAUCCUCUCGUCCCCUCCCGACCUGACGCUUUCUUCAUGGCUUACAGCAUCGAGCGAGACUCCUCCGAUGACGAAUAAAAUAACGCUGAGCAGUUACAAAUGUUUGUUCCUAUUUCAAUCAACACCAACAUCAGUCCUGAAAAUGAGUAAAUUCUAGUCAUUAAGUGUGGUUGAGGUUGGUGGAUUUUCCUUUGCCUUUACCUACUGCGUGCUGUGUUUCAGUAAAAGUUGCACUAGAGUUAAGAUGUUGAAUAGAGCAGGAAUGUAAAGCAGAAAGCCUGCAUGAUAUCUGGGCAUUACAUCCUCACCACCGUUUAAUAAUGUUCUUGUCCAUCCUAACCCUGAUUCCUGAAUAUCUCCACAGUAUAUUUAAGAUAAAUUGAAAUCGUACUCAUGUAAGUAGAUGUUUUCAUAGUAAUUAUCAGUUGAUUUUUAUGAUUUUUUUUCCUGUUUAGUAAUUUUUAAAAUGUGUGCAUGGUUUUAGUUUGCUUUGAUCCACUUGGUAGAGAUCUGCAUGUUGUAACGACUAAAUAAAAGUGCUCACCUUGA